Molecule: messenger RNA, 1400 nt
Organism: Branchiostoma belcheri (Belcher's lancelet)
Lineage: Eukaryota; Metazoa; Chordata; Leptocardii; Amphioxiformes; Branchiostomatidae
Product: chymotrypsin B-like
Exons: 10
Coding region: 195-1400 (401 amino acids)
Biological process (GO): proteolysis
Molecular function (GO): serine-type endopeptidase activity
Source: RefSeq, a predicted model, not a curated record
GAAAAUUGGGUCCAAUUUUAUCAAUCUUAAGAGCUGUGGGUGCUACGUCAUCAGACCACAAUAACAACAGACAAUAUCAUUUUAUUGUCUUCGUGGUCUCUAUAUAUUGUGGACAGACGUCGCCGUGCCAUUUUGGUGAACACGGUGACUACAGACUAGACAUCUCUUCAGUGUGACCAUCAAAGUUCGAAGCGAUGUUGCAGGUUUUGCUGAUCAUCGCUGGGGCUGCAAGUGCCAUAGCUCAGACAUGCGACACAGUGUCCGGGUCCAGCGGGACGAUCUCGUCCCCAAACUACCCGCAGAACUACCCCAACGACGCCGAGUGUACUUAUGUACUGUCUCCUGGGGCCGGGCAGCAGGUUUCGAUCGAGUUCACGUACUUCUCCCUUGAGUCCCACUCCCGGUGCUCCUAUGACUCAGUGGAGAUCUUCGAUGGACCAGGAAAUUCUUUGGGCAUGUUUUGUGGCACCAACAUGCCCGGACCCGUCACCAGCAGUAGGGAAAUCGUGGUAGUCUUCUCCAGUGACUACAGCGUCACAGCCAGGGGAUUCAGCUUUGACUACGAGAUAACCGGAGGAGAAACGGGCGGUACCACCACCACUGCCGCCACAACAACGACUACCACGUCAUCAGGACAAGGUUCCUGUGGCGUACCUGACGUCACCCCCUUCAGCACGACACGCAUUGUGGGUGGCGAGACUGCGCGUGCGCACAGCUGGCCAUGGCAGAUCUCCAUGCAGUCUUCAACCGGGUACCACAUCUGCGGGGGGUCGCUCAUCAACGAGAACUGGGUCCUCACUGCCGCACACUGUAACCCACUACCUAACAACCACAAGAUCAUCCUGGGGGAACACUCCAGGAGCAGCGACUCCGAGGACAUUCAGACCCUCGACGUGGAGGCAACGAUUUGUCACAGCCAGUACAACGUUGGGGUCCAGUUCGACAACGACAUCUGCCUGAUAAAGCUGUCCCGUCCCGCCGUGCUGGGUGAACAUGUCAAGCCGGUCUGUCUGGCGGAGACUACCGACGAGUACACGUCCUCUAUGACCUGCUACACCACGGGGUGGGGCCGUACGGAUACCUCUAGUUCAGCCUCGGCAGACACCCUUCAGCAGACCCAGCUCCCGGUGAUGACCAACGAGGUAUGCGCCGGCUACUGGGGCAGUGGCCCGCUGACUGACAGGAUGAUCUGUGCGGGCGCGGAGGGCUCCGUCUCUUGCCAGGGAGACAGUGGCGGCCCGCUGGUUUGUCAGAAACAGGCGAACGGGCCGUGGAACCUGGUGGGAGUGGUGAGCUGGGGUUCCUCCAGCUGCCUGACUAACUACCCCGCCGUGUACGCCCGCGUCACCGCCCUGCGCACCUGGAUAGACGAGUCCAUCAGCGGGUACACCGGUCCAUAG